This is a messenger RNA of Myzus persicae (green peach aphid), 2522 nucleotides long. RefSeq names its product peptide transporter family 1-like. Gene Ontology annotation, cellular component: membrane. Gene Ontology annotation, biological process: transmembrane transport. NCBI's taxonomy places the organism in Eukaryota, Metazoa, Arthropoda, Insecta, Hemiptera, Aphididae. The transcript has 15 exons. Bases 375 to 2435 code for a protein of 686 amino acids. The record is from RefSeq and is a predicted model, not a curated record. Gene Ontology annotation, molecular function: dipeptide transmembrane transporter activity.
AUACUAUAUUUUAAGUAUUCAUACACUCAAUUAUGUAGAGGUACGUACUCAAAACUUCACUGAAAUCAUAAGGUACUUAUGAAAACUUAUCUUCUACGUGAUACAGUAAGCAAACUAACAAUGAAACGUUGUGUGACAUGGACCUUUUUACUUGAUAAUGUGUCUUAAAUGUCUCGACUGAAAUAGAUGUUCCCAAGACAAGUAAUUUGUUUAUACUUACAAUGCAAAUUCAGAGUGAAUAAAUACUGUAGUACAAAAUUACAUGUUUUUUGAAGACAGAAAAGUUGAUUUUUCAUACUUAUUCAAUUUCAAACAUCUGAGAUUUUCAGUUUAACAGUCUUAGGUAAUAAUUUGUUUUUUAUUUUAAACACAACAUGGAUUUGAGAUCGAACCAAAAGGAAAAAUUGAAAUACCCCAAGUCCAUAUAUUUAAUCGUAUUUAUUGAAUUUUGCGAACGAUUUAGCACUUACGGACUGAGAAGCGCAUUGGUUUUGUACUUAACGACGAUAUUGAAGUUUAACGGAGACGAUUCGACGAUAAUAUAUCACAGUUUCAUAUUUUUAGCAAACAUCAUGCCGUUGCCGGGUGCAAUCCUGGCCGAUUCUUAUUUGGGAAAAUUCAAAACGAUAAUAUGCUCGUCAACGGCUUACGCACUCGGAGGUGCAGUGCUUACCGGUGCUUCGAUGGCAGAUAUUUUUAGCCUGGACUUUCAAAAAAUUGUGGCUGUUUUCGGGUUAUUCAUCAUAUCUAUCGGCACAGGUGGUAUAAAACCUUGCGUUUUCGCGUUCGGUGGCGAUCAAUUCCAGUUGCCACAACAAAAAAAACAGCUACUGCACUACACUACCGUUUUCCUGUUUAUCGUGAGCGUUGGAGCGUUGAUCUCGACGUUUUUGACGCCCGAAUUGAGGCACAGCGUACAUUGUCUUGGCAGAGACACUUGUUUUCCGCUGGCUUUCGGAGUUCCAGCCCUGCUUAUGUUCACAGCUAUAGUGGUAUUCGUAUCCGGAAAAUCUAUAUACGUGAAUAAGAAGCCAGAACGUAACAUCAUCGCCAAGACGUUCGGUUGUAUUUUCUAUGCGAUACGCACGAAAAUGACGACGUCCGUUCCAUGCCAAACCCACUGGCUGGACAAUGCAAAAGGAGCGUACACUGAGACAGAGGUAUCUGAAACGCGAACGUCACUGAACGUGAUCAGCGUAUUCGUGGCAUAUCCAGUGUUUUGGUCGCUGUUCGCACAACAGAGUUCCCGGUGGACGUUGCAAGCCAUGCUGAUGAACGGACGAGUGGACUUCUUGGGCUGGACAAUCAAACCCGAUCAAAUGCAGAUACUAACACCGUUAUUGGGUCUGACGUUGCUUGUCCUCUUCGACGUCGUCUUUUAUCCGUUGCUGGCAAUGGUCGGCGUCCAGAAACCGUUACAAAAGCUCACGUUUGCCGGUGCCCUGGCCGUCAUUGCAUUUGUGUUCACAGCUCUACUGCAGUUUAAAAUUUUCGGAAAUACCACAGAGAUACCGUCUGGCCAAGGACGCCUAAACAUUUACAACGGAUUAGACUGCAACGUGUCAGUACGAUCGAGGUCAUUGCAUCUCCAGGACAAUAUUAUCGGUCCACUCGAAAUGAUCAACGCCAGCCGUCCAGUACUGUCUCGGGAUGACGUCGUCGAUAUCUCAUUAGGUUUCGAAACAGAGUGCUUAUUAUCGGUACCUGACAACUACGAGUUUGAUACUACUGUGACGAUUACCGAAGGAGUGGAGAUUUCUUAUCACUUGUUCCGUAUUAACCCAAACACAAUCAAAUUAAACCGAAUUGACACUCAUGACAGUCUAGUUAAAGAAAAGUUUGGAAACCCAAAAUUGAGAAUUUUGAUCGACCACACAUUCGAUUUUGACGAUAAUAUUACAUUGGUCAGUGCAGAUCAAAACUCGUUUACCUCGUACCCUCUAUCUUCGUUUCGGGGGAUGAACUAUAAUGUCGUUAAGGUAGGGAAAUACAAUGUUUUCUUCAACGGAAAAAUAUUGACCACAUCAAUUAUAGACAUUUUACCUGCGACAUUUUAUACAAUAACUUUACAGCGAAAUGGCGAUAAAAUGGAUGUACGAUUAUUUACCAAAGAUGAAGGAAACUAUAUUCACAUAUUGUGGCAGCUACCACAAUAUUUUUGUAUGAUCACAGCUGAUGCCAUAUUCGCCGUGACCACUGCGGAAUUUGCAUUUACUGAGGCCCCGAUAAACCUUAAGUCAUUCAUAUCCGCUGUUAAUUUAUUGACAAUGGCAUUAGGAAAUUUGUUGGUCGUACUCAUAUCGACAAUAUCAAUUAAAAAUCAGGCAAACGAAUUUUUAAUGUACUCGGGUCUCAUGUUGGCUGACACGAUGUUACUAGCGUAUUUCGCUGUGGUUUACCGUAGUAAGAAUGCUAAUACAACUGAUGCAACAUAAUGGAUAUAUGUAAAGGGCAAUAUUAAUAUAUGUUUAAAGGACGUGUAUUGAAAUUACUUAUACAAUAUACAAUUAUUCAAUAUUUAA